This is a messenger RNA of Racocetra persica, 288 nucleotides long. NCBI's taxonomy places the organism in Eukaryota, Fungi, Glomeromycota, Glomeromycetes, Diversisporales, Gigasporaceae. The record is from the annotation of a GenBank genome assembly.
AUGUCAUGGAGAAAUCAAUUAUCCAAGAGUCUUAAGGAACUUCGCGUACAUUUUUGCCAAACUUCUCCCGAAAGUAAGGGUGUUAGAGAAUUUAUUGCUCAAAAUUAUAAAUCGUUAAAAGCAGCCAACCCACAUUUUCCAAUCUUGGUCCGUGAAGCAAGCGGCGUUGAAGCAAGAUUUUUCGCUAGAUACGAUUUUGGUAAAGAAACAAAAGUAGUGCUAGAUAAUCUUUCUGCAGAAGCCAUAGAAUCCAAAUUAAAAGAUCUAGUCACUAAGAGCCCUGAUUAA